Cololabis saira (Pacific saury) is the source of this 761-nucleotide messenger RNA. RefSeq names its product activation-induced cytidine deaminase (gene aicda). Gene Ontology annotation, cellular component: nucleus; cytoplasm. Bases 1 to 636 code for a protein of 211 amino acids. Gene Ontology annotation, biological process: cytidine to uridine editing. Gene Ontology annotation, molecular function: cytidine deaminase activity; RNA binding; zinc ion binding. The transcript has 5 exons. The record is from RefSeq and is a predicted model, not a curated record. Lineage: Eukaryota; Metazoa; Chordata; Actinopteri; Beloniformes; Belonidae.
AUGAUUACUAAGCUAGACAGUGUACUUCUACCCCAAAAAAGGUUUAUCUUUCAUUACAAAAACUUGCGCUGGGCAAGAGGCCGGCAUGAGACGUACCUCUGCUUCGUGGUGAAAAAGCGAGUGGGCCCAGAUUCCUUAUCCUUUGACUUUGGACAUCUCCGCAAUCGCACUGGCUGCCAUGUAGAGUUGCUGUUCCUGCGUCACCUGGGAGCCCUGUGCCCCGGCCUGUGGGGGUAUGGCGUUACAGGUGCGAGGAAGGUCAGCUACUCCAUCACCUGGUUUUGCUCCUGGUCCCCCUGUGUCAACUGCUCUUUUAGUCUGGCCCAGUUCCUCCACCAGACACCCAAUCUUCGCCUCAGGAUAUUCGUUGCUCGCCUUUAUUUCUGUGACCUGGAAGACAGCCGCGAAAGAGAGGGUCUGAGAAUGCUGAAAAAAGCCGGUGUGCACAUCACAGUCAUGAGUUACAAAGAUUACUUCUAUUGCUGGCAGACCUUUGUGGCUCGGAAUAAAAGCAAAUUCAAACCCUGGGAUGGACUGCAGGCAAAUUCUGUUCGUCUGGCACGGAAACUCAACCGAAUCCUCCAGCCCUGCGAGACAGAAGAUUUAAGAGAUGCCUUCAAGCUUCUUGGACUAUGAAAUAAACCUCCCAUCUCUCUUGUUCUUGGCAUUAAGUCUAGAGAAGAAGACAUGUCAGUGCUGGUCCCAUCACUACAACUGCUAAACUGAGACAUACAAAAACUGAGAAAAAAAAUGCUUUCAAU